UUUAACGAGAGCUACAACACGAUUAACUAAUUGUCGACGUUCAUCGCUUGAAUAUACAUCGCAAUAACUGUGCUCGGGAUACAUCAAAUUAAAGAAAGAUAAUGAAGAAAAACCUUGGAGACUAUCAGUCAAUUUGGAGUCGACACUGACAAGUUUGAAAGCGGGAAUUUUAUAUUCACGCGCGGAAUUUCCAGAGAGUUCUCUCAGAGAUCCGGGGAUUCACUGUUUCUGUCUUUUAUCUUUAUUUGAUAACUGCGAAAGAGACACACCUAGUAUAUAACGAGCGAUACAGCACAACUGAUUGUUAGUCGACGUUCAGCACUUUAAUAUAAUACAUCACAAAAACUGUGCUUGAGAUACAUCAGAUUAAAGAUUUGUAUUUUCUACAAGAUUUACACAAACAUGGCUGCAAAGAAAGAAGAAACCAAUAUGGACCAACUUUUUGAAGAAAUGAAGAGCAUUGCUGUUGAACAGCAACAAUGCUUCUAUGAACUUCUGCCUGAGUGGACAAAAUAUAAAAAAUCUGAUAUUUAUCCAAGAAAGGACGAACAUAAAUACCUGAAACAAAAUAUUGGAUAUGCAUUGUUUGGACCACCAACGAAAAAUGAAGAGGAAAUGAAAAAAGAAGAAAAUAGUACAGUAGCUUGCUAUGGCAAAACAAAAGAUCCAAAUAAUACAGAAGCAGAUAUAACUGAUGCAGUGGGUUAUAAUAAAAAAGCCAAAAAAGCUAUAAAAAAGAUAUAUGAUAAGAUAUGUGAGUGUUUCAAUGUGGAAGAUGAUCCAUUUCAACCAAUUUUAUUUGGUGUCAUUUAUAAUGUAAUAGUUUAUUCUAAUAGCAAUGUAAGUAAAGGAAAAAAUAAAGAAAAGGAAAAAAAAGAAGUAAAAGAGGCAACAAAAAAAGAAACUAAAGCAGAAGUAAAAAAAGAAGUAGAAGAAGAAGAGGUAUCGGUAGUACCUGUUCCUAUUUUUAAGAUUUUUAAAAGUAAGAAAAGCAUCCAAGAGACAGUUGAUAAGGCGAAGAAGCCUAUAUUAACCAAGAUUGAAGAUUAUGAAACACUAUAUAUUGACUCCAAUGCCAGAGUCUAUGAAGGUUGGUCGGACUAUGUAGAAAAUAAUACUCUACAAGAAUGUACUAUGGUGCUUCCAAAAGAUGGUUUUUACCAACCAAACCCAGACUAUCCUAUUGAGGAGGAUUAUUCGACAGUUUGGAUCGAAAUCAUGGAUUCUCCUGCAUGUACAACGAGCAAGAAAGUUUUGACGAAUGUGGAUCGUGUCUCCACUGUAGUUGGAAUUGGCGCACUUGGCUUGAGUAUCGCAGGGCUUUUCACACCUCUUGCGCCUGUUGCAAGUAUUUCUCUCGCUGGUGCUGCUACUGCGAGUGGUGCUUGGUCAAUUUUCCGGAACACCCAAGAAUUAGUGGAUCGCUAUAACCACAAGGAAUCUAUUUAUAUUCUGGACAAAGAAGCAUUCCCAUGUUGGCUCGGUUUAACUGGUUCAGUGGCUGGUUUAGGAGCGGUUGGAGGAACGGUGGUUCUAUCCAGAGUUGCUGCAAACGGCGCGACGAUACCUUCCGCUGCGAAAGUAGUAUUUAAUACCGUGCAAGGCAGUAAUAUCUUCUUGAAUGGUGUCGGUGUUGUAUAUAUGAGUUACAGUAUGUACGAUAAGUACAAGGAAGAGCAGACUUUCAGUUACUUAGAUGCGUUAAAUUUGGCGACGCACAUCAUGUUCUUCGCCAGCUCCGUGGUGAACGUUAAAUUUGCCAAUGACAUUAUCAGGGAUAGCCAGGGUAGAGUUAUCGAUGACUACAAGAAAACUCGACGCAGUAGGAAUCUUCGUAAGAAAUUCAAUCGUGCCGCGCGAAGGGCUGCCGAGAACAAUACGUCUAAGAUAGCCGAAAAUGCGGAAGUGAUACACUUUAUACAAAAUCGUCAAGACUUCUUGUCUUUCGACCAGGCUCGUGGUAGUCAGAUGUUCGAUAAGACUUCAUCGCAUAAUACCGUAUGGUCAUUCGACGGAGGUAAAAUAAUGAUUGGUAAUAUCGAAUUGUUAAAUCCUAUAGAUUUUGCUUUGCUUCUUAUUUCAAGUAUACGUUCAGAAUCCGAUCAGAGUGAUCCGUCCGAUGACUCUCAAGAUGAUUCUAAUAACUUUAAGCUACUGAAACAAUCGCUUCACGAUUUAUUAAAAGACUUCUGUCCCGACGACACGCCGGAAUUAUCUGACUUUGACCGAAUACUUGAGGACCUAAGUUCUAUGAACAUAAGUGAAGAUUGCCUCACAAUGUUGUUUAAUAUAGCUACAACGCUAAUGAAACAUGACAAAGAUCAUUUCUUGAUAUGCUUCACUUUUGUUUGGAAAUACUGUAAAGCAAACUUGAAACAGUGGGGGAUAAAGACACGUCGUCGCAUGCAAAGCGAAUCUGGCUCUUACAUUAUGCAAAAGAUUAUUAAUGUUGUUUCUGAAGCAACAGGUAUGAUAUUCGAUCAAUUAGCUACUGCUGCUUUUAUGUAUGCGGAAGCUAAUUUAAAAAAGACAAUAUAGAAAUAAGGCGCAUAAUAAUUCAUAUAUUCGUAUUUCUAGCAUUAAGAUGAGAUUUUUGCAAAAAAUUUAUAUUUUGAUACGCAUCACUGAUUAAUAAUAUCUUACUU
This is a messenger RNA of Linepithema humile (Argentine ant), 2645 nucleotides long. RefSeq lists its product as uncharacterized. Lineage: Eukaryota; Metazoa; Arthropoda; Insecta; Hymenoptera; Formicidae. The record is from RefSeq and is a predicted model, not a curated record.